Messenger RNA from Symbiodinium pilosum, 1105 nucleotides. NCBI's taxonomy places the organism in Eukaryota, Dinophyceae, Suessiales, Symbiodiniaceae. The record is from the annotation of a GenBank genome assembly.
GAAGGAGAGAGCCUUUUCGUCGGGCAGGGACGUUUUCGUCAGUUUGGGCGAAAAAGCGACGAUCUCAAAAAUCACCGUGACGAUCGAUGAGGUGAUCUACCCUGAGCUCAAUGACACGUCAUCUGCAGACAUGCAGGCUUUCGAAUGGCAGCCUCAGAAUGGCUUUCCCAGACAGUGGGACACCAAGAUCUCUAGCAGGGCCUACAACAUGAGCAAUGGAGGCUACUUCUUCAUGCACUUCCACACAGAGACACGCUAUGAUCCAGUCAUCCUCUACUUGGACUUCCCAACGUGGACGCAGGUGACAGGAACCGCCACAGUCGUGGCCCAAGGAGUCCACAAACAGUUUCCAGUGUCCUGCAAAGGUGGAGAGCAUUUGAGGCUAUAUGGGGCUAAGCGAGUUUCAAAGAUCACGCUCUUUAUCCAAAAGUUGGUGAUUCCGGAUGUCCAAGAGACGGAAGACUUCGUGUGGGAACCUGAUGGCGGAUUUCCUUCAACCUGGGACCGGCAGAUAUUUAGUCAGUGGUACAAGACAAAGAUUGGGGCCCUCUUUUGGAUCACGUACUACUCGGAGACGCGCUUUGACGUCAACUACUUCAGGCUGGAGCUUCCACUAUGGGCACAAGCGAAGGGCAUUGCAACAGUGGUUGGCCAAGGAAUUCGCAAACAAUUCCCAGUGACCGGCAAUGGCGCUGUUCGUGUGAUGUUGGGUGGGGCGAAGCGCGUGUCGAAGAUCACCCUUUCACUCGCGAGCCUAGUGGUCCCGCAAAUCAAUGCCACCAGCACCGCCGGCGCUGAACGAUUCGUGUGGCAACCAGAGAAGCAAUUCCCGCCUGAGGACGACCGCAAGGUAGAUAGCCAGAGGUACUCGUUCAGGGUCGGGGGAAGCUUUGUCAUCAGAUAUUCUUCUGAAACCCGCUAUGACUCUAACGCGUUCGAGCUGUACCUGUCAAACCAGACGCAGCGCGUUAAGGGCACGGCCACGGUUGUAUCUCAGGGCGUCAGCAAGCAGUUCCCUUUUGCCGGCAGGGAGCACAUCCGUCUGGUUUUGGGUGGCGCCAGGAAGGUCUCGCAGAUUACUGUAGAUGUUGAGGAGAUUGAAUGA